UUUUUUUUUUAAGUAUGAUUGGUUCUGAGAGGCCUUCAGAAAGCAGUGACUUAGUGGUCCCCUUGUGACCAAUAAAUACCCCAGUGGAGACAUUUAAAAGUGUUUCUUAUAGGCCUGAUAUUUCCUUGCCUCAUCUUAAAGAUUGGAGCAUCUCACUUUGAAGACUGUAGUUGUAGAAGGCUUUUCAAGCAAGUCUGGUGUCCAAGGGAAGAUGUAAAGACCGAAGACUGGACCAGUGGCUUUGGAAAUUGGCAAUGACAAUAAUAGGAUUCACCUGGACAUAGGGGUUUUCUCUGCAAGGAAUAGGAUGGCCCUAGAUCAUCUCUUCACCAGAUUCCCUCAGUCUGAUAGGCAGUUCCUGAGGGUCUUUGGGGCAAGUUUGAGAGGGUAUUACAGACGAUGUUACAGACCAAACUGAAGAAAUAGGUGGGGUGUGGGGGAGGGGACUGGGCCAGCUCACUAGGGGCCAAGUGCCCUGCUGAGCUGACUCCAACGUGGAUGAGAUGCGGCCCCGCCCCUCGCCACAGCUGCUGCGAUUACCUCGCUACUGCUGUUCCUUCGGGUGCUGCUGGCCGGUCUGCGCGCACCCCUCUCCGGCACUGUUUUCUACCACCCCACUUAAUACGCUAGGUCUGCGUAAGUGGCCGCUUCCAGCAACCGCAGAGAAAUCGCUGCGGCCACGGUACCUGGCCUCUGGCUGUGAAGGCGGGAUCCCCUGCAGCCCCAGCUGGCGCGGAGGUGCGCAAGCAGACACCUGUGGGCGGGCAGGUGGCGGCGCGCAGCCAAUCGCCGCGCGAGCUCCUUAAGGCCGGCGGCGCGGCGGAAGCGCGUGGCAGCACGUGGCCGCACGCACCCGGCGCCCCGGGCGGAGCUGCGUGGCCAUGGACGUGGGCGCCGACGAGUUCGAGCAGAGUCUCCCUCUGCUGCAGGAGCUCGUCUUGGGCGCUGACUUCGUGGGUCUGGACAUAGAAUUCACGGGCCUUCGCUCUAACCUGUCCCGCCCCCAGCAGAUCAGUCUCUUUGACUUGCCCUCGGAGUGGUAUCUAAAAACCCGCCACAGUGUCCAGCAGUUCACAAUCUGUCAGAUUGGAUUGUCUGUGUUUUCCAGUAUUGAAGGAGAGUCAAACAAGUAUGUAGCCCAUUCAUGUAACUUCUUUCUCUUCCCGACGACAUUUGGGAUCUUGGAUUCAGAAUUCUCUUUCCAGGCUUCUAGUGUUCAGUUUUUGAAUCAGUAUGGCUUCGACUACAACAAGUUUCUCAAAAAUGGGAUCCCGUAUAUGAAUGAAGAGCAGGAAAAGAAAAUUAAACACAACAUCCUGACUGGAAACUGGAGAGUUCGCAGUUCUCUGGAUAAAGACCAGAUCAAGGUGGUGAUCGAUGAGGUGACGAGGUGGCUGGACUUGGCAGAGGAGGGCGACUGGAUGACUCUCCCUGGUAUCACUGGCUUCCAGGCUUUUGAGGUCCAGCUGGUGCUGCGGCAGGCCCUCCCUGACAUCUGGACGGUCCCGAGAGACCAGGGGAUAAUAGUGAAAAAAGUGAGCAAACAGCAUCGGUGGUAUCUUGAGAACACCUCCGGUGAUCGAGCGAGCUGUUGGAAGGAGAAGAUUCUUCUCUCUGCAAGGGGUUUUUCCGUGUUUUUCCAGAUGCUGGUGAAAGCCCAAAAGCCCUUAGUGGGCCACAACAUGAUGAUGGACCUGCUGCAUCUCCACGAGAAGUUCUUCAGGCCACUCCCAGAAAGCUAUGAUCAGUUUAAGCUGAACAUCCACAGCCUGUUUCCUGUUCUCAUUGACACCAAGAACGUGACCAAGGAUAUCUGGAAGGAACUGAAUUUCCCAAGGGUUUCAAAUCUUUCAGAAGUUUAUGAAGUCCUAAACAGUGACUUGAAUCCGACCAGAAAUUCCGGGCCAGUGGUCAUACAUGCGAGCAAGUGUGAAAAAUACGUGGAGACCAAGUACCCCCACGAGGCUGCGUACGAUGCCUUCCUCUGUGGAUCAGUUCUCCUGAAAGUGGCCCACUUGCUCGCAUGGAGAGUGCACGGCGCCGGCUCCAUGCCAGAGCCCUCCUUCCCUCUGUACCUCGACGUGCUGGCUCCCUAUGUGAACCAGGUGAAUUUAAUCCGAGCCGGGGUCCCUAAGAUUAAUUUCUCAGGUCCAGACUGCCCCAGUAUCCGACCUCCCAUCCUCCUCCUCCAUGUCCGGAAGUGGCCGGGGGUCAGCGAGCAGCAGGUCUACCGUGAGUUUCAGAAUCUCUGCAAGUUCGAUGUGCGGCGACUCUCGCGGAGCCAGUUCCUGCUUUUGACCAAUAAGUUUAAGGAUGCUCGGAGCAUCCUGAAGGAGUACAGGGGCCACCCCACCCUGCAGGUGUCCCUGUACCGGUACUGGAGGCACUCCCCGAACGUCAGCUGCCUGUUGCAGGUCUGUGGCGUGGUCACCACCUGGGCCCUCCUGGCGCUUCUCCUCGGAAGACCUGGCCACUGAGGGCAGCUGGCAGCCCUUUCCCAUCUCCGCCCCUCUCUGGGACAGCCAUCCGUGUGGGCUUUUUGCGGGUUUUGUUUGUGUAAAUCAUAUUUUACUUGCAAACCAAUCUGUGGUCCUUAUGAGGAACUUUAUUUUGAGGGUGAAAUUCUGUAAUGAUUAUCAAUGAUAAAGAAAUCCUUAGAUGUGGUACUUUUGUGGCUAGAACUUUUCUUUCUAUAAAUGGGGAGACGUCCGCAUCUCGGGGAAUUUUGGCUAGACCCCCGGAGGGUCUCACGUGCAGACAGACUAGCACGGGAGCUGGACAACAGGUGAACCAAAGGCUCCAUUAUUUCUGGGAGAAAAAUCCUUGGCCACUAGGCCAUUUCCCAGACCUAAACCCCUACCAGCCUGAGUUUAGUAAA
Messenger RNA from Mustela erminea (ermine), 2878 nucleotides. It is a transcript of the gene PNLDC1, whose product is annotated as PARN like, ribonuclease domain containing 1. The coding region runs from base 882 to 2477 and encodes 531 amino acids. The transcript has 19 exons. Gene Ontology annotation, biological process: nuclear-transcribed mRNA poly(A) tail shortening. NCBI's taxonomy places the organism in Eukaryota, Metazoa, Chordata, Mammalia, Carnivora, Mustelidae. Gene Ontology annotation, cellular component: cytoplasm; endoplasmic reticulum. The record is from RefSeq and is a predicted model, not a curated record. Gene Ontology annotation, molecular function: poly(A)-specific ribonuclease activity; RNA binding.